AUGUCACCCCUUAAAGUUAAAGAAAUAAUAUUUCUUGGGACUGGAACUUCGUCAGGCGUUCCAACUAUUGGUUGCCUUACUGAUCCUGAACAAAACUGUAAAACUUGUAUAUCAACACUUCGACCUGAAGGAGAAGUUAAUAUAAGAAGAAAUACUAGUUUGUUAAUUAGAAUUAACCACGAGGAUGGCAGAAUAAGGAAUAUUGUUAUUGAUUGUGGCAAGACUUUUUAUGUAUCGGCAUUAAAAUGGUGGUCACAUUAUAAAUUACGAAGAAUUGAUGCAAUUAUAUUAACACAUCCACAUGCGGAUGCAAUAAAUGGAUUAGAUGAUUUAAGAGCGUGGACAUUAGAGGAAGUUAUUCAAGAUUGUAUUCCAAUAUAUUUAACAAAUGAUACAUUGGAUGCUGUUAAAAAUAUAUUUCCUUAUUUAAUUGAUUCCCAAGUUGCUACUGGUGGAGGAGAUUUACCAAAAUUUCAAUGGAAUUUAAUAGAUUCAAAAACACCUUUUACUAUCGAGGUUCAUCAUGGGGUAUAUUUCACAACACGUGAACCAUACAUUUAUGUGGGUUUUCGAUUUGAUAAUAUUUGUUAUAUUUCGGAUUGUAGUUAUAUUCCUGAAGAAACAUUUGAUAAAAUACAUGGAAGUGAAAUUGUUAUUUUGGAUUCAUUAAAUUGCGAACCUCAUAUUUCACAUUUUUCAAUACCUCAAGCAAUUGAGACAUCUAAAAAUUUGAUUCCCAUUCCAAAACGAACUUAUCUUUUGGGAUUUAAUCAUAAAAUAGAACAUAAUGAAUUAGCUAAAGAGUUGAAAAACGAACCUGGAUUAUGGGUUCAACCCGCGUAUGAUGGAUUAAAGGUUGACAUUGAAUUAUUAUCAAAUGGGUCAAUAGAAUAA
Molecule: messenger RNA, 894 nt
Organism: Diversispora eburnea
Lineage: Eukaryota; Fungi; Glomeromycota; Glomeromycetes; Diversisporales; Diversisporaceae
Source: the annotation of a GenBank genome assembly